Messenger RNA from Stylophora pistillata, 1874 nucleotides. RefSeq names its product nuclear inhibitor of protein phosphatase 1. The record is from RefSeq and is a predicted model, not a curated record. Gene Ontology annotation, molecular function: protein binding. Lineage: Eukaryota; Metazoa; Cnidaria; Anthozoa; Scleractinia; Pocilloporidae.
UAAAAUGGCGGCUAACAAGGCCUCUGUUCCCGCGAACAAUCCACCUUUUGAUGUGCCUGGCUGGGCAGGAAAACCACCACAGGGACUUCAUUUAGAUGUUAUGAAACAGACGAAUUUAGUAGAGAAACUGAUUAUUGACCAGAAGCCAUACUACUUAUUUGGAAGAAACAAAGAAGCUUGUGAUUUUAAUUUGGAACACACAUCAUGUUCUCGAGUCCAUGCAGCUCUGGUCUUUCACAAACAUCUGAAUAGAUCAUUUUUGAUUGAUCUUAAAAGCACACAUGGUACUUUUAUUGGAACAAUACGUUUAGAGCCUCAAAAACCAACACAAGUUCAAGUAGAUAGUGUGAUAAGGUUUGGUGCAUCUUCUAGAAGCUAUGUUCUGCGAGAAAAGCCAGCAAUUCCAAACACUGGACUUAAAGCAGAUGAUUCAGGAAAAAUGGAGGAUGAUAAUGAAGAAAGUUCAAAAGGAGGAUUACUGGGACUUCCUGAAUCAGACACAGAAUUAGAUGAUUUAACAGAGUUCAACACGGCACAUAACAAAAGGAUUUCAUCUCUUGGCAUUGAGGAAGGAAGUACAAAUUUACCAGGUGUCACAUCCUUAAAACGGAAACGUAGGUCCUCAUUAUCUGUUCAGUUUAGAGAAGGAGAAGAAAUUAUAAAUCCAGAGGAUAUUGACCCCACAGUAGGAAAGUUUAGAAAUAUGGUUCAAACGUCUAUUGUAAUUCCAAACAAGAAAAUGCGAGGACCAGUUUCACCAGUAGGAAGCCUUACAGAGAACAUUACGCGCCGUCUCCAAAGCUUUCCCUACUCCCAGGGUCUCUACUCCAAUCUCCCAGGCACAGGGAGUGUAACAGAACCUACAAGCCCUACCUCACCCAUGGCACAACACAAACCUCGACUGUCCAUCACAUCAGCCCCUGAUGUGUCCUCACCAGAGUUGGCUGAGGUCCCUGUUCAUCAUGCUCCAGAGCCCAUCCCUGCUGGGCCUGUUAUGCAAAAUGCAACAAAGACAAUUACAGAAGCUCCUAAAAAGAAGAAGUAUGCUAAGGAAGCUUGGCCUGGAAAGAAACCAACCCCUUCUUUGCUCAUUUAGCAGUUGUUUAAUAGAUGGCUUUUUAGCUUAUUUCAAGAUUCAAAAUGGUUGAAUCCUAAGUUGAAGUUUCAUGCCAGACAAGAGUCUAAGAUGGUAGUUUUAAAUCUAGUGGAAUAUAACUGUGCUGUAUCAUGAGCCAUACCAUGGCUUUUGUUAAACAAGAUAUAUAGACAAAAAAGAACAGAUUGCGACUCCUUUAGCAACAUGUGGAAGGAGCAACAAACAUAAAAUAUUAGCAAGAGCUACAGUGUUUGGCUUCAGCAGUAGAACAGUUUACAUUUAUGGCCAUUGUACGGCUGUGAUAGUUGGUGUGUGCUUUACAAAUGUCUGGUUGACCUGUGCAAGAAAAAGUCUGGUUUACCUGUGGAAGAAGUUGGUAUUUAUCAUUGUCACAACUGUUUCUUGAUCUGAGAAGUACUAUUAGUUAGUCAACUGUGUACAAGAACUUUAAAAAAUCAAAGGAUGUACAAAAAUGUUAGGACAUUUUUUUGGAAAUGAUUCACUGAACACUUAGAAGUUGUUUUCUUGUAUGAACUUUUUUAAAUUUUAACCCUGAAUCAAGUGGCCCGAAAUGUUCACGAAGUGAGCAGUACUCAGUGUCAUACACACUAUGGAGCUUUGUGUGCCUGAGGUCUGUUUUGUCCCCAUUCCCUUUUUGGCGGACGUGGUGAAAAUCCAAGGUGGACUGAACGUGGAUGGACCAUUAAACAAGACACCUCCAUAUCUCUUUUUAUUUCAUUAACAACUUGUUGAAAUACAGUAACUCUCUAUUUUACAA